GGCCCAGUUAGUCAGCCUUGCGCAGUCGAUGCGAACGGACGCGUCGCUCCAGAGAAAAGUUGAGAAAAAAUAUAGGAAAAAUAUAUAAGGAAAAUAUAUACGAAAAACAAAUACAAAUUAUACAUAUAUAACAAACAAAAAACUAAAGAACAUAGCAAGAACAAACUAAACAAAACCGCGUGUGUGUUAAGUUAAACAACUAAUUGAAAAACCCCUGUAAAAAUGGUUUUAAACGGCAUGCAAAUCUCAAUGCCAGUUCCCGUGCCAGUUCCCAUGCCAGUGCCCAGUCCUCCGGCCACCAAAUCCCGCGUGGCCAUCGACUGGGACAUCAAUGACUCCAAGAUGCCGUCGGUGGUGGAGUUCGAUGACUUCAGCGAUUGGGCGAAUGGACACUGCCGACUCAUCUACUCCGUGCAGAGCGACGAGGCCAGGAAACAUGCCAGUGGAUGGGCCAUGCGCAAUACCAACAAUCACAACGUGAACAUCCUGAAGAAGAGCUGUUUGGGAGUGCUGCUCUGCAGUGCCAAGUGCAAGUUGCCCAAUGGAGCCAGUGUUCAUCUGAGACCCGCCAUUUGCGACAAGGCGAGGAGGAAGCAGCAGGGCAAACAGUGUCCCAAUAGAAAUUGCAAUGGUCGAUUGGAAAUACAAGCCUGUCGAGGUCACUGCGGCUAUCCAGUUACCCACUUUUGGCGCAGAGAUGGCAGUGGCAUCUACUUUCAGGCCAAGGGAACCCAUGAUCAUCCCAGACCGGAGGCCAAGGGAUCCACAGAAGCCAGGCGACUUUUGGCAGGAGGCAGAAGAGUGCGCAGUUUGGCAGUGAUGUUGGCCAGGGAAUCUGCCUUGAGUGAUAAACUAAGCAGUCUGAGACCCACAAAACGACAGGCGAAAACCCAGCUUAUUCAGGAAAAUAAACGCAGGAGGAUGGCCGAAGCAGAGGUGACCCAAACCAACCAGGAUUUAGUAGGAGCCACCAACUAUCUGCCCACAUCCACGCCCACGCACAGCAGCAACUUCAAUCAAACGCAGGCAACUUAUGUCGCAGGAUCUGUGGCAAGUCAGUGGAAUGGAGAUAUGUACUACGAACAGGAAGGAUCUACUUAUGCCAAUGGAAUGUACGCCUAUGAUAUGCUACAUUCGCCACUUUCCGCGCACAGUUCCACGGGAAGUUACUACCAGGAGAACCUGCCGCAACAGCAACUGCAACAGCAGCCACAUCCGCAGCAGCAGCAGCAGCAGGAGCAGCAACUUUCCCCGCAGCAACACGCACCGAUUAACUACGAUCAGUCGGUGGCCUCCAGCUUCCAGUGCGGAAUGCCCUUGUACGAGAGCUGUGACGACACCUCCAGCCUGACCAGCAGUUCGGGUUACAGUUCCGAGGACUACGGAUACUUCAAUGGAUAUCUGCCCAACUCGCUGGAUGUAAGCAACGCGAGUCAGAGUCAAAAUCCCAGCCAGGAUGGCAGCUUCUACACAACCAGCUCGGAGAUCUUCAGCGUGUUCGAAUCAACAUUAAAUGGCGGAGUGUCGAGUGGAGCUGUGGAUCUCCUCUACAACGAUGGAAGUGCCUACCAGCAGCAGUCGAACUUCCUGCCACUCGCAAGCUACCAACAGGAUCCGCAGGAUCAGCUGCAAACCGGCGACUAUUACUACAGCAACUCGGGAGUGGAGAACGGAUGGAACAUCCAGAUGGACGCGACAUAUCAACCGACCACCAGUGCGGAUCCCACAUACUGCUAGGGAAUCGGAGGAGGAUAUAUGGUACCCUACCCAUCAGAUCUCCCAACCAAAACCACAUUACUGAGCCACUCAAGCGUUGUUCUAGUCCCUAGUUGAUUUCCAUUCAUGUUCCCAUUGCUUGUUGGUCCUAUUAUUACGUAUGAAAUAUUGUAUUGAACGUUUCUAGUUUGUACUCUUGUACUUGUUUCCCAGCUAUUCCAAAGUUAUAGAGCAUUUAAGAAUCGUAUUUGUAUCCUUUACGUGUAAGCAUUUAGAUCGUUAAGUCACAUUUCCCACCUAUUUAUGAACUUUUGUGUAGUAAUAA
This is a messenger RNA of Drosophila ficusphila, 2041 nucleotides long. It is a transcript of the gene gcm, whose product is annotated as transcription factor glial cells missing. Lineage: Eukaryota; Metazoa; Arthropoda; Insecta; Diptera; Drosophilidae. Gene Ontology annotation, biological process: gliogenesis; regulation of transcription by RNA polymerase II. Gene Ontology annotation, molecular function: DNA-binding transcription activator activity, RNA polymerase II-specific; RNA polymerase II cis-regulatory region sequence-specific DNA binding. The coding region runs from base 223 to 1737 and encodes 504 amino acids. Gene Ontology annotation, cellular component: nucleus. The record is from RefSeq and is a predicted model, not a curated record. The transcript has 2 exons.